This is a messenger RNA of Haliotis rubra (blacklip abalone), 1975 nucleotides long. RefSeq names its product para-nitrobenzyl esterase-like. NCBI's taxonomy places the organism in Eukaryota, Metazoa, Mollusca, Gastropoda, Lepetellida, Haliotidae. The record is from RefSeq and is a predicted model, not a curated record. The transcript has 4 exons. Bases 134 to 1789 code for a protein of 551 amino acids.
ACCGGCAUUCGCCCUGGUAAGAUAUCCCGCUUGCCCUGUCGCUGUGCGAAACAUCUCAACUCUUGAAGUUUUUCCUUGACAUUCUCGUGAAAGGUUUUCGAGAACAUCAACCCUUGGACUAGACAUAUUGUCGAUGCAGUUAAUGAAAGAAAUGGCCGCGAGACUUGCCCCAGUAACACUACUGACUUUAAUUUUCCUUGUUGGGACCGAUAGCUCACAGCAUAUUGGGAAACCACUGUCCGCAUCUGGAACAACUGUCAUGACGGAGUGCGGUCUCGUCAAAGGGAGUCUGGAACAAGGCGUCAACGUGUUUAAAGGAAUCCCCUACGCUGAGCCGCCUGUAAACCAGAACCGGUGGAAGGCCCCAGUACCUCUCAGUAACUCGACGGGCACCUGCUGGUCGGGAACUUAUGAUGCGACUACAUUCGGGACACAGUGUGUGCAGCCACUGAACUUUUAUAAUUACAACCGAUCGUCUGGGAGUGAAGACUGUUUAUAUCUCAACGUAUGGUCGCCAUCUUUAGACGGAAGUGACAGUCUACCUGUCAUGGUGUGGAUCCAUGGCGGCAAUCUCGUGUUUGGAAAUGGCAGUAUACCCGGUUACUCCCCUAGUCCCGAGCUGGCUAGGGAUUUACAAUUUGUGUUUGUCAGUAUGAACUAUCGACUGGGACCACUGGGGUUUAUGACCCUUGACCUCCUCAGUAAGGCAUCCGAAACAAGAACAUCCGGGAACUACGGUUUUAUGGACCAGAUUCAGGUCUUGAAGUGGGUUCAGUCUAAUAUCAGAAAUUUUGGGGGUGACCCAAACAAGGUAACACUAUUUGGCCACAGUUCCGGGGGCACCAGCGUGUUCGGUCUUUUAGCUUCACCCCCAGCUAAAGGCCUGUUCCAUCGCGCCUGGCUCAUGAGUGCUUCAGCCAUACUGAACAAGACGUCGUCAGAUGCAUCACGUGACAAUCUGGUAUUUUUGAAGACUUCCGGUUGCAAGGACAUUUCGUGCCUCCUUGGUCUAAGCGUGGGAGACGUGAUGCGGGCUAGUCCUUGGGCAGUCUACCCUACGUGGUCUAUGCCGGACAAUACAGACCUUCCUACUAAGGCUGUUUUCGACGGUGCCCUGGCUGUUGUCGAUGGUCACGUGAUCCCCCUCGCUCCCCUAACGGCCUGGCAGACAGGACAUAGGAAUGAUGUUCCCGUCAUCUUCAGUACCACUGGUCAGGAGAUGGACAGAUGGGAACCACGUGACAUAGCUACAUGGACUUGGGCCCAGUACAGGUCAGAGAUCACACGAAAACUCGCCUCGUUUGGGAGUGAAAUACCACACAGAUUACUGGAACUCUACCCUGCAUCUCAGAAUACCACGCCGGACCUCCAGUACUCGGAAAUGACCUCUGACCUGCGUGUUACGUGUCCAGUGGACGUUGUAGCCGAUGUUGCUGACAGCUAUUUCACGUCGUUCACAUACAGAUGCGUGGUGACACAGUGGCCCUCUCAGCCUGUCGGGGGUCGCGCAAGAUAUUCUUAUCAUGGAUGGGACGCUGUUGCCUUUUUCGGAGGAAUAAAGGACAGGAUCCCCAAUCCUUCCCAAUCGGACCGGGAUUUCACUGCCAACUUACGUCGAGAAAUAUCCGCCUUCGUAAAGACUGGUGAACCAGCGUCCAGGACGUGGAAACCGACGAAGAUCAGCACUGCCCUGCUCGGGUCGACAACGACGGUGACCACCUUCUACCACCGGGACCAGUGUUCCUUCCUGCUUCGAAACGGCUUCUUCUCCUAUGCCUGGAUCAACUGACCAUAAAGGUCAAAGUUGUUAAAUCGAAUACAGUAAUUGAUAUUGACCCCUUUAAAAGUAACCCUUCGGAAAACGGACGCUUCUCCUACGUACGGAUCACAGUGUAUGUUAAAAUACACGAAUGUGAACAAGCUUUUAGUUCAAGGUUACCCUUUAAACUUCUGAAUUAAAAUUGAUGUGUCAAUA